This is a messenger RNA of Aspergillus saccharolyticus JOP 1030-1, 690 nucleotides long. RefSeq names its product putative tubulin-specific chaperone Rbl2. Gene Ontology annotation, cellular component: microtubule cytoskeleton; cytosol. Bases 130 to 486 code for a protein of 118 amino acids. NCBI's taxonomy places the organism in Eukaryota, Fungi, Ascomycota, Eurotiomycetes, Eurotiales, Aspergillaceae. The record is from RefSeq and is a predicted model, not a curated record. Gene Ontology annotation, molecular function: beta-tubulin binding. Gene Ontology annotation, biological process: tubulin complex assembly; post-chaperonin tubulin folding pathway. The transcript has 4 exons.
CAUGAUUCAUACCUAGUGGAGGGGCAGAAUAGAUUCUACUCGAACCAAACACCAGAGCACCCUUUUGAUUCAUCUACGUCGUACAUAUUCUUUGGAGAACGUAUACAAGACACAGAUCCACAAAACACAAUGGCACCCCGCUCCCCGCUUGAGAUUGCUACGGCAUCUGUCCAGCGCUUGGUCAAGGAGGAAUCGUCCUACCACCGCGAGAUGCAGCAGCAAAAGGAGAGAAUCAAGAAGCUCGAGUCUGGAGAGGGUGGUGACGACGAGAACAAGGAGUAUACUCUCAAGCAGGAGCGCCUUGCACUUGAAGAGACUAGGAAGGUCCUUCCGACCCUGAAGCAGAAGAUUAAAGAUGCGAUUGCCAAGCUCGAUCAGUUACUGAUUGAGGAGGGCAAGAAGGGAUCCGAGAGCAAUGUCGAGCAGAUCAAUGCUGCCAAGGAGGCCGUCUCCCAAGCCAGGACUGCCGAGCGAGAAAUCGCGUGAAUUCGUUCUCACUACUUCUGUCUAUACAUCAAAAGCUAACACGGCAAUCAUUGUAAUCUUGCGCUAAGAAAGGGGAAAAGGAUUCGAAAUCGUUGUAAAUAUUAGCCACCAUGAAUUGUAACGCCGCCAAUCAACUCCGCGCUUAAUGCAUAGCUCAUAAAAGCUUCCGAUCUUUCAAGUAGUAUCCAUUUUAUCAGCGCGAUC